Procambarus clarkii (red swamp crayfish) is the source of this 915-nucleotide messenger RNA. The record is from RefSeq and is a predicted model, not a curated record. Lineage: Eukaryota; Metazoa; Arthropoda; Malacostraca; Decapoda; Cambaridae.
CCUACUGGACUGUGCACAGCCUAUCUGAGGCCUAUACGAUCCUUCGUGCGAGGAUUCGAGCGGGUGUGGAGAGGAGAGAGCGGCGGGAGGUGGCUGCCGUGCGCCCCACCACCGGCCAGGAUGGGGCAGCUGGGUACCAGGAGGGCGGGGUACCACUGCCCGGUCAGGUAGUGGUGACCUACCUGGAUACCCAGCUGACUACCCUGGCACGGUCGCUCGACGCCCGCCGGGGUGGGAGUGUGGUCGAGGGCCCCAGACGGGGGCCCUCGACCCCCUCCCACCCCGAGAAACCCGUGUGGACCGUUGACAGCUGGACGCCCGACAGUACCAAUAAACAGAGAAGUCUGAACAGCAGCAGCAGCAGCAGCGGCGAGACUGACAGCAGUUCCGGUGACAGCUUAGGGAGCACAACGGGCAGCGCUGGAAGCCUAGGCUGCGGGCAGAGCUGGAUGCGACCAGACACAUCUGCGGGCUGCUGUUCCUGCCUGUGUCCCGCCUCGCGGGCAUCAUCAGCCGUCGAUCAUGACAACGAAGUGGUGGUCAUGCCCGCUAGUGCCCGCCUGGCCAUGCCCCGGCGGGCACGCCUCCUCAAUGCCCUGUCUCUUAAGGAAGACAACGCGCGCUUCCUGCUGCUGGCGCUGGUACUGCUGAUCUACAUGGUGUUAGGGGCGCUCGUCUUCCAGGCCUUCGAGGAGGAGAACGAGAGGCGGGAGAGGGCGAGACUCCAGCAGCAGUUCACCCUCCAGACGCAGAAGAUGCUGGACGACCUCGAUCGCAACAACGUGAGCAUGGCUGGGGUCCAGGAGCUGAUGUACGCCUGGGGGAACAUGUCCCACGGCGGCAUGCCGGACUCCCGCAGGCUCUGGGACUUCGCUGGCAGCUUCCACUUCGUCUACACUGUCGUCUCCACUAUAG